Messenger RNA from Triticum turgidum subsp. durum (durum wheat), 1332 nucleotides. Lineage: Eukaryota; Viridiplantae; Streptophyta; Magnoliopsida; Poales; Poaceae. The record is from the annotation of a GenBank genome assembly.
AUGGGCAAGAAGCCCGGCGGCGCCGGCUGGCUGGCCACCGUCAGGAAGGUCUUCAAGACCAGCCCCUCCUCCUCCCUGGCCACGGACUCGCGCCACGCCAACAAGGGGCUGGGAGGCGAGGAGCAGGAGGCAGCGGAGAUACUGUCCGUCGAGCACUUCCCAGCCACCGACACGUCGCCUGAGCUGACCAAUGAGGGCAGCGGCGGCUCCGUCGCCGGGUGGGCGCGGGAGGGCGGCGGGGUGGAGGCGGAGGCCAGGAGGGCGCGCCGCGCAAUGGCGUCGAGGAUGGCGAGGCUCGCGGCGUUGCGCGAGAGGGCCGCCGGCAGGGAGGACCGCGCCGCCGUGCGCAUCCAGGCAUUCUACCGGGGAUACUUGGCGAGGAGAGCCCUGCGCGCUCUACGCGGGCUGGUGCGGCUGCAGGCGCUGGUGCGCGGCCACCAGGUGCGUCGCCAGGUCCAUCACACCAUGCGCUGCAUGCAGGCCCUCGUCCGCGCGCAGGACCGCGUCCGCGCCCGCCGCCUCACCUCCCACGUCGCCACGCGUGGCCGUCCCGCCCCCGUCGUCCCCGCGCCAGGUGCCCGUCGGCAGUCCUACGGGCAUGACCGCCUUUUCUUCGAUGACCACCAGGACGAGGAGGACGCGGAGACGGCGGCGCAGGUACGGCGACCAAGAAACAGGCACGGCAGCAUCGGCAACCUGAGCCCGUUCCAGGACGGGUGGGACGCCGUCACCCGGGCCGGAGCCUUGCGCCGGCAUGACGACGCCCUGGCGUUCCCACCUGCCUACGCGCAUGACUUCCAGCAGCACAAGAUGAAAUUCCAUCACGAACAAAUGCAGCUUGAGCGCGACGAGCUGGACAAGCGCGAGGCCGGCUGGCACUGGCUGGAGCGCUGCAUGGCGCCCAACAGUGCGCCGCCGGAGCAGGCCAACCAGCACUUGGCGGCGGCGGAAACGUCGUACGUGACGGCGGCAACGGCCACGGCCACCGAAGGCGUUUCGGAGAGGACCGUGGAGAUGGAGCCGAGCAGGAAGAGCCCUCCGACGGACCUGUACCCGGUGCGCGCCGGGCUGGUUCCGGGGUACAUGGCGGCGACGCAGUCGGCGCGCGCCAAGGCCCGCAUGGCGCCGCCAGCCGCCCCGAGAGCUCACGCCCGGAGCCGGUCCGGGUCGGUGGCGCUCUGCGGGGGCUCGACGGCCAGCUCCGGCUGGAGCACGAGUAACAACGGUGAUCGUGCGGCGCAGCAGAGGGAACUGUACAGCCCGGAGUCGAGCUGCAGCGGGGACCGGUCGCCCCCGACACUUGGCGGCCGCGGCAGGGUGGCCUAUGCUUGA